ACUAAGGCGAAUCACCACUCUCCUCAAACAUAAGCCUUUCUCAGAAAAAUGAUUGCGCUGCUAUGCAAAACGAAGCUCUCAAACAUCAACACCCAUCUGAUUUCCGGCGCUUCUCAUCUUUUCCGGCGUCUCUCAACUGCCGAAAAAGCACCCAAAAUUCCCCAGAAAUUCAACAAGCACAGACUUUACGAAAAACUAUCACAAAUGUGGGUCACCGGCGGCGGCAAAAUUUCCGACGUUUUAGAUAAGUUUGACAGCAAUCUUUUGGAAAGCCAUGAUAUUGUUCAUUGCAUAAAGAAGCUCCGUAAAUAUGGCCGCCACCACCAUUGCUUUGAGAUCAUGGAAUGGAUGGAGAAAAGGGAAAUUGAUUUUUCGGAAUAUCCGUUGCGUAUAAGUAUACUAUGUAAAGUUAAGGGUAUUCAUGAAGUAGAGAAGUACUUUGAUAGUCUUCCUCCUGUUGCCAAAAACAACUCCACAUAUGGAGCUCUUUUAAAUUGCUAUUGCUCUGAAAAUAUGAUUGAAGAAGCAUUGGCUCUUUUUGGAAAGAUGGAUGAGAUGGGGUACGCAUCCAACGAGAUUGCCUUCACCAAUCUUAUGUGUCUCUAUAUGAAAGUAGAUCAACCAGAGAAAGUGCCUCAUCUUAUAGAGGAGAUGAAGCGGAGAAAUAUCUCUCUAGGCACUGUCUCCUACCAAGUGUGGGUUCAGAGCUAUGCAUGUCUUAAUAAUCUCGAGGGUUUAGAACAAGUUAUGGAGGAGUAUAAAAAAUGCAAGUCACUUAAAGACGUCUGGGGUAUAUAUAGCAACUUUGCCUCAGCAUAUAUCAAAACUGAACAGUAUGAGAAAGCUAAACCAUUCUUAAAAAAGAUAGAGGAAAUUUUGGAUUCUUCAGUGUAUCCUGAACGUAUUACUUAUCAUAUCCUAAUUUCCUCGUAUGCCAGCAUAGGUGAUUUAAAGUCUGUUGUCCGGGCAUGGGAUAAGUUAAGGUCCAAAUUUAAAGCUUGUAACAACACAAGCUACUUAACUAUACUUAAUGCCCUGUCAAAGCUGGACAAUAUUGAGCUUCUCAAAUACCACAUUGAAACAUGGAGAUCUAAGUAUAAGACUUAUGAUGUGAGGUUACCAGCUGUUGUUAUGGGUGCUUACCUUAGGCAUGACAUGUUUAAUGAGGCUGAGCUGCUGCUAAAGGAUGCUACAGAUAGAGCUGGACAAAAUAUAUGGGCUGCCCAUCUAUCUUUCAUGAAGUACUUCUUGCGAAAACGCCAGAUUGAAUCUGCUUUAAAGCAUUUAGAAGUGGCGCUGGCUAACCAAUGGCCUUGGCAUCGUAAUGCAGGGAAGCUUGAUGAUUUAUUUGAGUACUUUAUAGAAGAGAAGGAUGUUGAGGGUGCUGAACAAGUUUGCCAAAUGUUAGAGAAAGUUCAGCCUCUCCUAUCAAUGCUCUACUUGAGGUUACUUCGGACCUAUGCAGCUGCUGGGAAAACAGCGCCUGAAAUGCGUCACAGGAUGGUGCAAGGUGGAAUAGAUAUUGGAACCGAGCAUGAGGAACUGCUUGAGAAGGUAUGCCCUAAUUGAGCUAGGAGUUUUAGAUAGUAAAAAAACUUCAUCUUGUUGGGAAGUUUACUUUUAUUAGUUGAUGUAGUGGAAUUCUUUCCCUCUAAUUUUAAUCAGACCGGUAGCUUUUCUAAGACUUGUACAUUAUGAAUGUUGAUGAAUGAUGAUUACUAAUGGGUUUUAAGUUUA
Molecule: messenger RNA, 1737 nt
Organism: Beta vulgaris subsp. vulgaris (sugar beet)
Lineage: Eukaryota; Viridiplantae; Streptophyta; Magnoliopsida; Caryophyllales; Amaranthaceae
Product: pentatricopeptide repeat-containing protein At4g01990, mitochondrial
Exons: 2
Coding region: 49-1569 (506 amino acids)
Cellular component (GO): mitochondrion
Molecular function (GO): protein binding
Source: RefSeq, a predicted model, not a curated record